Molecule: messenger RNA, 1050 nt
Organism: Drosophila nasuta
Lineage: Eukaryota; Metazoa; Arthropoda; Insecta; Diptera; Drosophilidae
Gene: lbm
Product: late bloomer
Exons: 5
Coding region: 162-788 (208 amino acids)
Cellular component (GO): plasma membrane
Source: RefSeq, a predicted model, not a curated record
ACGCAGAACGUGAAAGUCUCCGGAACGGAUUCAACUGAGAAAAAGUAUUCAAAUCAAAUAAGAAGAGGGCAACGUACAGCGAACCUUUGUAUUGUUAUUAAAAAAAUAAACAAGCGAUUUUUUUAUUGGAAGUCAAAAGAGAUUCAAAGUAAAUUUUGAAAAUGGGUUGCGCCACAACAGCCGUUAAAAUUAUCUCGAUUGCGCUGAAUGUCAUUUUGGCGUUGUUGGCACUCGGCUCCAUCGGGUGGAUAGCCUUUAACUCAGAUACGGGCACCGAUGAGACAAUUAUCGCCAGCUAUGUGGCCAGUGUCCUGAUUGUGCUGCUCGCAUUCACUGGCAUCUACGCUGCGAUACGUGAGUCAGUCUGCUUAACCGCAACGGUGGCUGUGCUGCUGCUUGUGCUCGCCAUACUGCAAAUCUUGACAACAUGUCUCUUCUUACAUCCGAUGAAGGUGGAGAGCGCACAGAAGCAAAUCGAUGUCGCCUGGCAAACUCACAAUAUGGAUGGCAUUCAGCAGAUUUAUGAAUGUUGCGGCAAAUCCAGUGCUCAGGAUUACGUGCAUCUCAAUCAAGUGAUCCCACCCAGUUGCUAUGCCGAUCUACAGCAAACAGCCAACGCUAUGUUCAUCAAAGGUUGCGUGAAUGAGAUGCAAAAUCAUUACGACAAUGGAAAGUUUGCCAUAAUAGUUGCAUCUUGGGUGUUGGCUGCCUUCGAGCUGGGUUGCUUUGCCGUUGCCGUAUUUCUUGGCAUCAGUUUCCGCAACAAACAGAGGCGCAUGCAAUUUUAAUGAGCAGCUAAUGAUAUAGCUACGCCUCAAGUACAAAACCGUGUCCGGGAAGGACGACAAGGAAAUGUAUUGGAUUUGUGCUCGAUGAAAAGCAUAAAUAACAUUUACAUCACGUAACCAAAAAUUAUGAAACUUAAUACUAUUAUAAUGAACAUUUUAAUUCGUAUGCUGAAAUCUUAAGCUAGUUAAUUUAUGUACGAGUAGCCUUUAACUACAUAUAUUUAUAAAGCCAAUAAAUUGAUAUUUAUGUGUGUGUUUCAAA